GGGUAAAGUGAGUAGAUAAGAGCAGAGAUGCACUGAGAGCACAGCCACACUGAUGCAACACACACUCAUCAUAGAUUAUUGCUGGACCACAAGACGGCUUGUUGUGUGUGGUGUUAUUAAACACAGCAUGGAAAUGAGAUCUUUCCAGAAAGCUGCACAGACGGCAGCCCUACUAAUCUAAUUAAUCAGCGUCUGAGUUUUUUUCAUUUUCUUCUGCCCUCUUUUCUGCCACUCCUUGUUGCUCUCUCCUCUCUGGUCUAGUCAUCUCCCUUACUCAACCCAUCCUUCCCUCUGUACUCCCCCCAAUCUGCCUUCUUUAUGUACCUCUCGCUCUGAUAUCUGCAAAUCUGAACUUCACACCCUCUCUCAAGUGUUUGGGCACAAGUGUGCCAUGUCAUAUGUAACUAUAAAGCCUCCCGUUGUCUUUGUUUCGUGAAUAGCUGCUGUUAUGGAGCUGGGUUCAGGAGCAGAGAGGAGAUCAAAGCAGGCACACUGCUCAAUCUGUUGUAACAAUGUGUAGAUGCCUCUGCAGCAAGAUGGAGGGAUGGUGAUGCAGGAUCUACCAGGCUUUACAGGCAACCUGCUACCACGCCAGAAGACAGCUGUCGGCUUUACACCUUGCUGGUGGUCAUCAUGCUGUGAGCGGACAGAGUUUAAACUCCUUCUCUAUGUUGGUGGUUCGAUCGAGCGUCACAUUUGCAGCUUGUGGUUUUUAAAGAGCCAGGCAGCAUGGGAGGGGCCCUCCCCCGUUGAAGCGCAGCAGCAGCAGAACAGUGGGGAGCUACAGUACAGUUCUGCGCCAUCCGGCACAGUGAGUCAGCUGAGCUGCCGGGAUCACAGACGCUGGUGAAUGAAUGAAUGAAGGAGAGAGGAGGAGAGAGGGAGACCCAGGAUCUGGAUACAGAAAUGCGAAGGUGCAGCCGAGGAGAUGCGCGGGGCUGAGAGUCUGACACGGAAACACUGAAGUGAUCGGAGCGAGCUUGUUGACGCAUAAUCCCACCCGCCCCGCUGGCUUUGGGAUGGGGCAGAUCCAGCCUGCCUAAACUCAAAUCCUUCAAGAGAGAUUUACGCAGAGUGCUGCUGCGGGUUCAGCCACCUUCAAGAAGACGUGACAUUUUAUUUUAGACCAGUUCUACAAACGUUCUAGGGUGAUCAUGAGUAGAUUUUAAUUUUGGUUGGUGGAAGAUCCAUAUUCUCGCUGAGUUGUCCGAAGCAGAGGAUCUAAUGCGCUCAUCAUCAGGGUAUUAAACACGCCGUUGGAAUCGGCACUGUCACUGCGUCGCGGCCGGGUGGUCCUUUGGUUGGAUAAGUCUCGAGGACCUGUCCGUACAUCAUCAUCAUCACCACCAUCCUUAUCCUCAUCAUCAUCGUUACCACAGGUAUUUGUUCGUGAUUGAGUUGAUUACAACGGAGAUCUGGAGCCAUGACAGGCCCCCCGCUGGUCCCACAGCCCGCCUGCUGACGGUACCGGGCAUGAUGGGAGCAGGUCUGCCGCUUUUAGGAUCCCGAACCAGCCGAUUUAUCAAUGGAGGAAGAGAGUGACACCCGGAAAAUCAACAACAGCUUCCUUCGCGACCACAACUAUGCAACCGAAGCUGACAUUAUCUCAACGGUUGAGUUUAACUCAUCAGGGGAGCUCCUGGCCACCGGGGAUAAAGGAGGGAGAGUGGUUGUCUUCCAGAGGGAGCAGGAGAGUAAGAGCCAACCCCAGCGUAGAGGGGAAUACAAUGUUUACAGUACAUUCCAGAGCCAUGAGCCGGAGUUUGACUACCUGAAGAGUUUGGAGAUUGAGGAGAAGAUCAACAAGAUCAAAUGGCUUCCUCAGCAGAAUGCCGCCUACUUCCUUCUAUCCACCAAUGACAAGACGGUGAAGCUGUGGAAAAUCAGUGAGCGAGACAAGCGUCCAGAGGGCUACAACUUGAAGGAUGAGGAUGGACGGAUCAGAAACCCAUCGACCAUCACCUCGCUACGGGUGCCGGUCCUGCAGCCCAUGGACUUGAUGGUCGAGGCUACAGCCAGGCGUAUAUUCAGCAAUGCCCACACCUACCACAUCAACUCCAUCUCUGUCAACUCCGACCUUCAGACUUUCAUCUCCACCGACGACCUCAGGGUGAACCUGUGGAACCUGGAGAUUACCGAUCGCAGCUUCAACAUUGUUGACAUCAAGCCAGCCAACAUGGAGGAGCUGACGGAGGUGAUCACCUCAGCAGAGUUCCAUCCACAGCAGUGUCACACCUUCGCCUACAGCAGCAGCAAGGGUUCAAUACGCCUCUGUGACAUGAGACAGGCCGCGCUCUGCGACAAACACUCCAAAUACUUUGAGGAGCCAGAGGAUCCCUCCACUCGCUCCUUUUUCUCUGAAAUCAUCUCAUCCAUCUCUGAUGUGAAGUUCAGCCACAAUGGGCGUUACCUGAUGACAAGGGACUACCUCACUGUCAAGGUGUGGGACCUUCAAAUGGAGAACAAACCACUUGAGACGUACCAGGUUCACGAUUAUUUACGAGGCAAACUUUGUUCUCUAUAUGAGAAUGACUGCAUCUUUGACAAGUUUGAGUGCGUCUGGAAUGGAUCAGACAGUGUCAUAAUGACCGGCUCCUAUAACAAUUUUUUCCGAAUGUUUGACCGGAACACUAAACGUGACGUCACACUGGAAGCAUCCAGGGAGAACAGCAAACCCAGAGCCAUUCUCAAGCCUCGGAAGGUGUGUGUAGGUGGGAAGCGUCGCAAGGAUGAGAUCAGUGUAGACAGUUUAGACUUCAGCAAGAAGAUCCUUCACACUACGUGGCAUCCACAUGAGAACAUCAUCGCUGUAGCGGCCACCAACAACCUCUACAUCUUCCAAGACAAGGUCAACUAAAGGAGGAUGUGCCCCUGCUGACCCCUGACAUGAGGGGCCAGUUAGGAGAAGGAGCAAGACAGAGCCCCCUAUCUACAUCCUUCUCCUUCCUGUCCCUAUGUCCUGUUGCUUGAAUUCUGAUGCUCUGCAGAGGAAGUGCAGAGACGAAAAUCUCUGAAGAAGAAGAAGAAGAAGAAGAAGGAAUUGAUAAGACCUGGAUACAACUUGAGGAUAAGGUUCCUCACAAAGUGAAGAAUGGACUUUUAUUCUUCAGUGUGACUUCUAAUUUAAUUUAUUUAGUGAUGCGGACACCUGGAGAAGUGACUCCUGUGCAUUUAUGCAACAAGAGGAUUGCUGCAUGAGUAACAUGAUGUAGCAGCCUGCUGAAAGGGGUUGGAGAUGGGUACACUGAACACAAACCAGAGCACACAGACAGAAACCUAGCUUACGUGAUGGUGGCUCAUUGUCAUGUAGCAACAGUGCCCCCUCUCUUUCAAUCUGCUCAUGCUACGGCGCAUGUUAUCAACCCUGCGGCCUCUGACUGAGGCGAGGCUUCAGACAGUGCACAACACUGCGAAGUUCCGAUAAAAAGAGGAAGUGACUGUUAAUCUCUGACCCCAGAGUUUUCUCUGCCUGUGACACAAUGUGGUCAGUCUGUUCGUACCAAUUCUGUGUCUCCCUGCUGAGACUGCUGUAGUCUGUAAUGUGAAUGAAGCCCCUCAAGGCUGUGUCAAUGGUUUUAUUUAAUGCUGUUGUUUUAUUGAGUCCUCGUCUCGGUCAAUGAGUCUGUUUAGAAGCUGUGGUGCCUUCUUUUGGUAUAUGGGAGUUUGAUGUAGGGGGGAGCGGGAGGGUGGGGGCGGGGGGGGCUGAGUACAAGGCAGGAGUGUGAAUGUUUCAAAUGAAAUGUCAACUUUUUUUCCCCCUCUUUCUCUAUAAACAAAAACAAAAAUGCUCCACUGAGGUCCCAAGUGGAAAAAGUGCUUGAAGCAAUGUAGUCAAAAUUACAUUAUAGCACCGGCUACAUGCUUGUGAUUUCAGGGGAGGACGCUGUGAUAUGUACAAAGUAAUUGUUGCUCUUAUCUCUUAUCUUGCAGUAAAUCUGAUGUCAUCAGCUUGCAAGAGACACGGAAAAGUCACUUUUCUCUACUUUUUCCUUUUUCUUUUGCAAAGUUCCUGUUGGAAAAAAAUCUUCACUACAUUUUUUCCUAUUUGCAUUUUUCUGACAAUGAUCUGUAGAUGGUAGAGAUGGGAACUUUUCUUGUAAAAUUACUGAACUUAAUCUUGGCAAACACCAUGCUAGCUUAGCUCUUUUUGCAUGCACUGAAUUGGAUUCUGAUGAAACUGACAGCCUGCACACGGAUGUUUGAACAUCUACAGAUCAUCUGAGGCAUUAUGCAAGUAAAAUAAAUUCUGCCAGUUAAAAAAAUGUUUAAUUUGAGACAGGUAAAAUGGAAAUGGUAGCAGGAUGCGUUUCAGCUUUCAGCUCUGAUCAGUUUGGAGAGCAGUCAAAGGUCUAAAUAAACUCUGUGAAAUCAGGGAAUUAUUAAGUGUGAUUCCUUUAAACAAUAACGUCUUCUAAACAACCUCUUUGUGACACUAAUUGAAACAAAAAAAACUUUUAUAGCUCAGAAUGUAUUGAAAUGCAAUUAAUUACCAUGCAGUCUUUCGGCUCACUGAACUUUCUUUGAAUAAAAAAGAAUAAAGAUGUGCAAGUUCAAA
Messenger RNA from Scatophagus argus, 4555 nucleotides. RefSeq names its product protein phosphatase 2, regulatory subunit B, beta a (gene ppp2r2ba). Gene Ontology annotation, cellular component: cytosol; protein phosphatase type 2A complex. The transcript has 10 exons. Gene Ontology annotation, molecular function: protein phosphatase regulator activity; protein binding. The coding region runs from base 1526 to 2857 and encodes 443 amino acids. Lineage: Eukaryota; Metazoa; Chordata; Actinopteri; Scatophagidae. Gene Ontology annotation, biological process: peptidyl-serine dephosphorylation. The record is from RefSeq and is a predicted model, not a curated record.